AGAGAGUAUUAGCACUAUUGACGGCUGGGUGGAUGAGGAGAGAGAGGAGGUGUGGUUGGUGUUGGUGGUGGUAGAGGUGGUAGAGGUGGUGGUGUAUGAGUAGAAAGAGGAGGCUGGGAGGUGAAUGAUGAAUGAUGAUGGCUGAUCAACAGGACAACCUUCGAGCUUAAGGUAGGGGGUUUUAGUUGGGUUAUCAGGCAGGAUAGGCGCCAAAUGACCGGAAUGCGGGGGGGUCAACGGGCUGCUCUUGCCCUGUCCUCUACCCCCCUGCCCCCACCUGGCUUGUUGCGUUACACCGUCAAAACAACCCCUACUAUAUCUGUCCUCAUCCUCAUUCAGGCCCUAAUCAUCAUUAUCAUCGUCAGUCUUCCUUGCUUCGUGCGUCAACUAUGGUUGUAUUCAAGCAGCCGUCUUCAAUAUCUAGUCCCAGCGGCAAGACGCCUUCGUCCAUUGGAACUCCUCAGCGCUGUAGCUAGCAGUCAGUGGAGACAGCGGGAACAUGCGAGAUGCACAGGCGGGGGAUCCGUCCAUCUUGCAGCAACCCGUCCGCUGCCUGAUGCAAGACGCUCGGGCUGGUCGGCAGCAAGCCGACUUGACGAUCACCAGGACGCCCCCCGCUGUCGCCAUCAGUCCCUUUGUUUCUUUUCCAGACCACCCCACAAUUCAUCGACGCCACGACCAUCUCCUCGCUUCAUCUCCAUUCUGUGCCAUUUGCCGUGAAAGAGAGCUCCGUUUCGAAUUAUCCCUCAUGCUCCCGUCUUGUAGAGCGUCCCAUGGUUCACUUAUUGCUCGGUCCGUUCGAACUUCCCAUCUCGCCCCGCUGAUUUUCAUGUGGAUUGCGGCGUAGGUUAUGUUGCUUGAAGACCGCUGUAGAUUCUGUCAGAAGGGUCAGCAUCAUGCAG
Messenger RNA from Pseudovirgaria hyperparasitica, 902 nucleotides. RefSeq lists its product as uncharacterized. Lineage: Eukaryota; Fungi; Ascomycota; Dothideomycetes; Acrospermales; Acrospermaceae. The record is from RefSeq and is a predicted model, not a curated record. Bases 214 to 720 code for a protein of 168 amino acids. The transcript is spliced from 2 exons.